UCGAGAUUAAUAGUUUUUUAUUAUUGAUUUGCUUCCAGAACGUUGAGCAAAGCCUUCGGCUAAUUGCCGAGGUGGAACGACGGCCUGCUUUAUGGCAAAAGCGGUCGGAGUUUUACAAAAACGGAAUUCGGCGUAGGGAUGCGUGGACCGAGAUUGGUAGAAUCUUGGAACUUACCGUCGAAGAGGCCAGUUAUCAGUGGAGGAAGCUGCUGACCAGCUACCGGACGUAUAAGUCCAAGCUGCGUAAAAGUCAGCAAAGCGGAGCAGCGGCUGAGGACGUUUUUCGGCCAAGAUGGUUCGCCUUCGACGCGAUGAAGUUCCUUGACGAUACCAUGAAGGACGGCACGCAUCUCGAUACGUUCGAUGACGACCUAGAACAACACACCUCCACCCAAACCCACCCAAUCCCUUCUUGUUCCUAUUCCUCAAUUCCGCCGCAACCAACAAUCCCAGCACCAACCCCAGCACCAAUCCCAGCACCAACCCCAGCACCAAUCCCAGCACCAACCCCAGCACCAACCCCAGCACUAAUCCCAGCACCAACCCCAGCACCAAUCCCAGCACCAACCCCAGCACCAAGCACCAGCACCAACCUCAGCGAUGGAAAAUUAUUUCUCCAUGUUUGGCCAGUGGGUGGGGGCAUGGUUAAACCAUUUACCACGCGAGCAACAGAACGAUGCCACAAAUCGUUUGCGGCAGACGAUGCUGGAGUGGGAUCUCCAAUAUAAUAAAAAAUAAUAAAAAUAUUUACAA
This is a messenger RNA of Anopheles coluzzii, 753 nucleotides long. RefSeq names its product cyclin-dependent kinase inhibitor 1C-like. Lineage: Eukaryota; Metazoa; Arthropoda; Insecta; Diptera; Culicidae. The transcript is spliced from 3 exons. The coding region runs from base 312 to 728 and encodes 138 amino acids. The record is from RefSeq and is a predicted model, not a curated record.